Molecule: messenger RNA, 1203 nt
Organism: Vigna umbellata (rice bean)
Lineage: Eukaryota; Viridiplantae; Streptophyta; Magnoliopsida; Fabales; Fabaceae
Source: RefSeq, a predicted model, not a curated record
UCCUUUCCUUCGUCUCUUUCAUCGCCUACGCCAUCAUUUUCCACCAAAACUUCUACUUCUUCCUCUUCCUCUCUUCUUACACCAUUUUCUCUUUUCUUACUCUCCUCUUCAACUCUUUCUCUCCUUCACCACCCUUCUUGAAGUGAAUAAAGAAGAAGAAAAUGUCUGGUGUGUCUCCAGCAAUGUCUCGUCCACCAGCAGCAACGGGAGAAGAAAGGGUGUCUUCAGCAGGCAUGAAGUCUAAACGGCGAGCAGAAGAGGGUUCACAUGGUGGCAUGAUGGGUUCACUACGCAUGAUAGAGCUUCAGCUUGUGGCCUUCAUUUUGGUGUUCUCGGCAAGUGGGCUUAUCCCACUCCUUGACCUAGUUUUCCCUGUACUUGCCUCUGCUUACAUCUUGGCACUCUCAUAUUUUGCCUUUCCAUCAAAGUCGUCAUCAUCAUCGUCAUCAGAUUCAUCUGGGUCGGGGACUGAGCUAUUCAAAGGGAGCAGAAUGUUCCGAAUGUAUGUGGUUCUUGGAACCACUGUGGGGUUGUUCUUGCCAUUGGCUUAUGUGCUUGGAGGGUUUGCAAGAGGGGAUGAGCAUGCUGUGCGUUCAGCCACCCCUCACUUGUUCUUGUUGUCCUUUCAGAUAUUGAGUGAGAACAUCAUUGGAGGGUUGUCUUUGUUUUCACCACCUGUGAGGGCCAUGGUUCCCUUGCUCUACACAGUCAAGAGGAUCUUUGUGGAUAUUGAUUGGAUUCAUGAUGUCUGGCUCAACAAGACUUUGCCUGUCAAUGCCAGGUUUCAGGACAUGGCGUGGGAUUUGUUCGGGAAGUUUCUGGCAGUGGCGAAUCUGGUUUAUUUCUCCAUCAAUCUAUUCAUGUUCUUGGUUCCUUGCUUCCUUCCAAGAGCUUUUGAGAGGUAUUUCCAAGAGAAGGGAGAGAUCUUCGCUAAGUCAGCAGAGGACAAGCUAUCUGUGGUUCACAACAAAUCCCAAUUUCCAGAAAAGAAGACAGAUUAAGAGCCAAUUUCACUUCACUUGCAAUUUUCAAUACUUGACUACUUUCUUUUUCUCUUAAAAAAACGUUUAUGACUGUAUGAUGAUAUGAUAUGAUAUGUGAGCCUGGGACUUCAAGUCUGGCUCCUUCUUUAGAUUAAGAAACUGUGGUUUUUUUAUAGAUUUUAUGUAUCAUACAUGUUAAUCCUAAUCUGGAGAUUUUCUA